This is a messenger RNA of Aspergillus viridinutans, 1971 nucleotides long. RefSeq names its product putative phenol 2-monooxygenase. The record is from RefSeq and is a predicted model, not a curated record. Gene Ontology annotation, molecular function: FAD binding. The transcript is spliced from 6 exons. The coding region runs from base 1 to 1971 and encodes 656 amino acids. Lineage: Eukaryota; Fungi; Ascomycota; Eurotiomycetes; Eurotiales; Aspergillaceae.
AUGACGGGGUCAUCUACAUCCUACACUGAUGUGCUCAUCAUCGGCGCCGGCCCGUCUGGUCUGAUGGCCGCCUACUGGAUGGCACGCUGCGGUGUGAAUGCUCGAAUCAUCGACAAGCGUGGCACCAAGGCAUUUACCGGGCAGGCGGAUGGACUGAGGCCCAGGACGCUUGAGCUGCUUGAUAGCAUAGGAGUUGUGCAUCGAGUCCUUCACGAAGCCUGUGAGGCAGCAGAAUUCACGUUCUGGGGCCCGGGUGAGGAUGGCCAACUAAAAAGACAAGGACAGCAUCCGAUUCACGAUGUGGACAUCUCGCCCUUUGGCAACUGUCUCCUGAACCAAGGGAGAAUUGAACGUUUCAUCUUGGAUGCCAUCAAAGACUGUUCUGACCUUGAAGUCGAGAGAGGCGUCAUUGCAGAAUCACUAGAGUGCGAUGAAACCCUCGAGAAUCGUAGCGAUGCGUAUCCUGUCACUGUUACGUUGAGAACCCUCGGCGAGGAAGAAGCGAAUCCUUCCUGCAGCGAUGGUGGUUCUGGAGGCGUACGAAAUGGACUACUCCGAAGUAACAUCACGCCUGAUGAUUGGGAUGAUCUAAUCAAGAAGAGCAAAGAGAGACCGGGAAAUGUCGAGACAGUGAAGGCCAAGUACCUCAUUGGCUGUGAUGGAGCGCACAGCUGGACCAGGAAACAGUUAAACAUACCUUUCGAAGGCUCCACAACUGAGCACAUAUGGGGUGUAGUCGAUAUGGUUCCCAUCACAAACUUCCCUGAUAUCCGCCGCGUUUGCACCGUGGCAACUGAACACGGCACUCUCUUGAUCAUCCCGAGGGAAAGGCAGCUUGUCCGGCUCUAUCUGCCUCUGCAGGCCGUUGACGGCACUUUGGCAUCCAUAGAUCGAGCCUCAAUUACUCUUGAGAUGAUUCGGCAAAAGGCCAAGGAAAUGCUGAGACCCUUCAACUUUGAUUUCAAGAUCUGCGACUGGUGGACAGUUUAUCAGGUCGGUCGGCGGCUCGCGUCAAAUUUCACGAAAGGGCGCAUUCAUCUCGCCGGAGACGCGAUUCACACCCAUUCUCCCAAGGCAGGUCUGGGCAUGAACAUGAGUAUGCAAGAUGGAUUCAAUAUCGGCUGGAAAGUGGCCCUCGUCGCGAAAGGGAUCGCUCGACCUUCUAUACUCGCUACUUACGAGCUAGAGCGUAAAAGAACUGCCGAAAUGCUGAUCGAUCUGGACCGCCGUCUGCAGCCGUUGUUUGUGAAGGAGCAAGAGGGUGACGCUGCAGAAAGCACAGCCCCUAGCAAUGGCAAGGAAACACUGAUGGACGUGAUCCAAUUAUCCAUCGCAUUUGCCAACGGAUACGUCUGUUACUAUGGGCCCAGCGCUUUAGUCCACAAGGGAGGCGAGGGUAUCGCUGCGAAUCUGAUCCCUGGAGAAAGAUUCCCACCAGCCAAGAUCCGUAAUCAGGCAGAUGGCCGGGCCUGGUGGACAACACGCCUUUUCACAAGCGACGGGCGCUUCCGGAUUGUGCUCCUCGCAGGAGAUAUGCGUCGCGAAGAUCAGAGGCAGCGCGUCUCAACUUUCAGCACCCAUCUAGCUUCGGCUGAGUCGGUUCUCCAGCGGUAUAAGCCCGAAGGCGAUAAACUCGACAGUCUCGUUGAAGUGAUCACUGUGCACAGUGCUCCGGUGCGAGAUAUGGACUUUUCAGACUUUCCAGAAAUGCUCAGACAGUUCGACCAGGAGAGAGGAUGGGCCUAUGAGAAAAUUUGGAGCGAUGACGAAUGUUUCUGGGACCGACAAUGUACGGGAAAAGGAUAUGAAUUUUGGGGUGUCGACAGGGUACGAGGCGCUCUCGUCAUCCUCAGACCCGACCAGCACAUUGGAUGGGUUGGAAACAUGGAGGAUGUCGAUGGAAUGACCGGCUAUUUCGAGCAAAUCUUUCAGUCUCCUCAGAAGUCCUUGAAGAUGGAGAGCAAUGCGUAA